AUGGCCUGACAGAAGUGACGUCACGAAUGAAGGAUAUCCACGCGGUAGACAGUGUCGCAAUAAGGAUUAUUUUGAAGUGGAAUUUGUGAAAUUUUAAAACCAGUUUACUUUGAAACCAUGACCGAAAACGGCGAAAGCCUCGCCCCUGAUUCCUGGGAUCAGGACGACGCCCAAGAAACCAGCGAAGUUACAUCCCAGUUGUCAAAUCUCAAUGUAAAUGCCCCAGCAUUUGUGCCAGGGCAAAAUGUUUUUGCAGCAGAAUUUGUGCCUUCUUUUCAAACAAAAAGUGUUCCAGAUGAUGGUCCCCCUGCACAAGAAAUGCCAAACAUUACUGAACCACCCCCUACAGGGAAGGACAGCACAAAUACUGCCGAAACAGAAAUGGAGGCAACAGAGAAAUGGGAAGAUGAAGGUGCUGAAGAUGCUGAAAUGGAGGAGGAAGAAGAAGAGGAAGAGCCAGUCAAAAUAGCUAGCUCAGACGAGUCAGGGCCCAAAAAAGAACAUGUUAAUGUCGUCUUCAUUGGCCAUGUUGAUGCUGGGAAAUCAACGAUUGGAGGUCAUAUUAUGUAUGUUACGGGUAUGGUUGAUAAACGUACUCUGGAAAAGUAUGAAAGAGAAGCAAAGGAAAAAAACAGAGAAUCAUGGUAUUUAUCAUGGGCAUUAGACACAAACUUAGAGGAAAGAGAAAAGGGGAAAACAGUGGAAGUUGGUAGGGCAUUUUUUGAAACCGAAAACAAACACUUCACUAUCCUAGAUGCCCCAGGGCACAAGAGCUUUGUACCUAACAUGAUAGGUGGAGCAUCGCAAGCUGAUUUAGCUGUAUUGGUGAUAUCUGCACGUAAGGGAGAGUUUGAGACAGGGUUUGAGAGAGGUGGUCAGACAAGAGAACAUGCUAUGUUAGUGAAAACUGCUGGAGUCAGGCAUUUAAUAGUCGUCAUCAACAAAAUGGAUGACCCCACCGUACAGUGGUCAGAAGACAGGUUUAAUGAGUGCAAGGAAAAGUUAUUACCAUACCUGAAAAAAUGUGGGUUUAAUCCAAAAACUGACAUUUAUUUCUUACCUGUCUCUGGGUUAACUGGUGCAUUCCUCAAAGACAUACCUGAAGAGUCUGUAUGUCCCUGGUACAGAGGACCAUCAUUGAUAUCAUACCUCGACACAAUGCCCUCAUUCAACAGGUCUAGUAAUCUACCUGUCCGUAUGCCCAUUGUAGACAGAUACAAGGAUAUGGGUAUCAUGCUUUUAGGAAAGCUGGAGUCAGGAUGUAUAUCACGGAAUCAGACAUUCCUGCUGAUGCCAAACAGAGCAAGUGUCAAAAUCAUGCAGAUUUUCUCAGAUGACAUUGAGGUAGAAGAGGCCAACCCAGGAGAAAAUCUUAAACUGAAAGUAUCAGGGGUGGAAGAGGAGGAUGUAUCCCCAGGGUUUGUAUUGUGUCCUGCAACUAGUCUGUGUCAUACAGCUAAAACAUUUGAUGCUCAGAUUGUGAUAUUGGAACACAAGUCCAUUAUAUGUGCUGGAUAUAGUGCUGUUCUACACAUUCAUGCAUGUGCUGAAGAAGUAACGAUCAAGGCACUACUGUGUUUAUUAGACAAAAAGACUGGCGAAAAGGCCCAGAUUAAACCCAGAUUUGUGAAACAAGAUCAGGUGGCAAUAGCUCGAAUAGAAGUCAAUGGAGGAAUGAUCUGUUUAGAGACAUUCAAAGAUUUCCCACAGAUGGGACGAUUUACAUUAAGAGAUGAAGGAAAAACAAUUGCAAUAGGAAAAGUUCUAAAAAUCCGAGAAUAAAUGAAACGAAUAAUGACUCAAAGGAAGAAAUUUAAAUGGGAACUAGUUUUGCUUUAAGUGCUCAACAGGAACCCAUCCAUUUGUGGAAAUUCCAAAGAUUACUGAUCAAUUGGACAUGGAAAUGUACUGUGCAGAUUUCUGAUUUGGAAAACAAAUUUCAACUGUACAUUAUUUUUUUUUGUUGCAGGAAAAAUGUUUGCAAUAGGUAAAGUUCUAAAAAUCGAGAAUAAAUGAAACAAAUAUUGACUCAAAGGAAGAAAUUUAAAUGGGAAUUAGUUUUGCUAUCAGUGCUCAACAGGAACCCAUUUGUGGAAAUUCUAAAGAUUACUGAUCAAUUGGACAUGGCAACGUACUGUGCAGAUUUCUAAUUUCUAUUCUUUGGAGGUUUAUUAUCAAACAAGGUGCUUCAUUAUGUGUAUGUUCUUUUUAACAUUCAAGUAUUGUUUUAGAAAUUAUGCUUCUAGAUUUUUCUUUUUUUACUAUGCAAUUUGCUUUAAAAAAAAAAAAAGUAAUAGUGAAAUUUUGAUCAAGUAUGGUUUUUGUAUUUUGUGUUCGUCUUGCCAGUUGUGACUUGAAAUUUAGCUAGGUAUUAAUUGCAUCAAAAAUUUUUCAUUUGUUUUUGCUUUUCGGUUUUUUUUUUAAAGAUACAUAUCAAAACGGUUGUAAAAUAUUUCUCUAUUAAUGACAUAUGCAUAGAUGAAGUAAAUUUAAAAUAAGAAUAUAAAACUGUAAUUCUGUUCAAACUGAUUAAAGAAUUAAAAAGGGACAAAACAACACAUUCGUAAAUGGUUGCUAGAGAAGCAAUUAGCAAUUGUUAUGAUACAUGUAUAUACAUAAUGUAUCAAAAAAGCAUUUCAGAUUUAUUUAUGUUACUGACAAGUUCAGUUUGUGCAUGUUAAUGUUAACUUUAUACAUACUGUUAAAGAUUUCAUUUGAGAAAUCGAUGUGACAUAUUUCUUUUAGAAGGCACACCUGGAGGCUGAAAUUUCAUAUUUUCUACUAAAUGUACAACAUUUUACAAAAACAAGGGGAAAGUGUGCUGACAUUUUAAUGUUUUUAUUCAAUGAAUGAACUGUCAACAAAAAGUACAUGUAUUUGCUAUAUGCUUACAGUUCUCUAUUAUACAGUACAUACAUGUAUCAUGAAAUUUUUCUGGAAAAUCUCUUUUAAUGUCACUUUAUCAUAUGCAAGAAGUGCUGAUAAGAUUUGACACCUUGAUUGACCAAAAAAAGGGGGGAAAAAAUAAAGAUUUCAGCAAAGAUUUUA
Saccostrea echinata is the source of this 3048-nucleotide messenger RNA. Its product is annotated as eukaryotic peptide chain release factor GTP-binding subunit ERF3A-like. The coding region runs from base 118 to 1782 and encodes 554 amino acids. Gene Ontology annotation, molecular function: GTP binding; GTPase activity; translation release factor activity. Gene Ontology annotation, cellular component: translation release factor complex. NCBI's taxonomy places the organism in Eukaryota, Metazoa, Mollusca, Bivalvia, Ostreida, Ostreidae. Gene Ontology annotation, biological process: translation. The record is from RefSeq and is a predicted model, not a curated record. The transcript has 14 exons.